CAGCGUUUUUGUCCCAGUCGGUGGACGUGUUUGAGUCUACCAGAGGACGGUAACUCUUAACCUUGCGGAUAUUGUUUGCUCUUCUCUUUUCUGCCAAGAGAGAAAAAGAUCCGUGUCCGGAUGUGCCAGCAGUAUUUGGUUUUUCGCAUGGCGUAGGCACCUUUUCUAAAGCAGGAUAUUCUUGAUGUUUGGAGGGUCCCAGGAGGCCCUCGGGUCGACAGCUUAUCCCGCUCACACUUACUAUAACGAUACUUCCAAAUUUGCCGAUUUGUGUGAGGAAAUGAUCAACGAAAUGAUUGUGCAAUAGAGAGGAAGAAUCCUCGGAACACGUCUCGACUACCUCAGUGUGACUGUGGAGAAAUCAAGUCACCGGGAAUAAAAAAAUUGCGUCUCCUGCUCCAAACCCGGCGACGACGUACUUUUAAGAGUGUGCCAGAGCUAUUAACAAGGGACACGAAAAGAGGAAAUAUUUGUUCUUGUCUUGUGUGUCUGAGUGUGUGUGUGUUGUGUGUGUGUGUGUGUGUGAACCCUUCCGAGGACCGGGAAAACCUUCACGAUGACGGGCAGCACCCCAGCGGACAUGAUAAACCUGCGGCUUAUUUUAGUCAGCGGGAAGACAAAAGAAUUCCUCUUUUCGCCCAACGACUCGGCAGCAGACAUUGCUAAACACGUCUAUGACAACUGGCCGAUGGACUGGGAGGAAGAGCAGGUCAGCAGUCCUAACAUCCUGAGGCUGAUCUACCAGGGCCGUUUUCUACACGGCAACGUAACACUAGGAGCUCUCAAACUGCCCUUGGGGAAGACCACAGUGAUGCAUUUAGUUGCCAGAGAAACUUUGCCUGAGCCAAAUUCCCAAGGUCAGAGAAACAGAGAGAAGACUGGGGAGAGUAACUGCUGUGUCAUUCUGUAAAUACACAACUCCAAUGCCGGCCCUCCAUCCUCAUUCGUUUUCACCUUCAGCAUUCUGGAUCUAAAAAGCUUGUCCCAUGUCCUGAAGCUUGUCCACGAUGCAUUCAAACACACAAACACACACACACACACACAUCUCUUUUUCUCUUUCUUUGCUUUCCCGCCUCUCUCACACACUCACACAUACACAGAAAGACAGCAGGCUCAGGCUGAUCCAGGAGUUGAGCAGGGAAAUUGUUUAACGAUAGAGUUGAUUCCUUUGUUGUAUUUGAUUUGUUGUUAUAACUGAAAAUUUGAGCAAGGAACUGGAUUUGCAUGUUUUUUUCUUCUUCUUUCUUAAUGCACACCUUUUUAAGCCUUCUGCCGCACACACACGCGUACACACACACACACACACUAGACAUAAACACCUUGUCUAUCAGUACUCAGCCGGUUGGUUAAAAGUCAGUUUCUAACUGGCUCUUCGUUGAAACUGGUUGUCAUAGUGAUGCAGUGCCCAAGUUUGUACAUGUGGCCUUGUUUUCUCAUAGACUGCAGAGAAUUUUAACCACUAACAACUCAUCAACAUGACAACACACACUCUCCUUAUGACACCCCAUGUACACAUCCAACCAUAUGUGCUUGUGUGAUCUCCCUCCAUGCAGCAGACGAAGCUUAGAUGUGCCUGAUCAGAGAACUCAAACCAGGACACACACACACACACCACACCUACAUUUGUGUCCUUUUUACUGCCCUCCUCUUCAUGUGCCCUUAAAGGUCGCAAAAGAGAAAUUAUUCAGAGCGAAUACAUCCUUCUCUUUCAGUCGUCGUAUUUUAGCCAAACAAAGCCUGACAAACAAACAAAUAGACAAACAGCCAGUGUUGGUGGUCUUGUUUCGGUUAUUUGUUUGUUCAUGACAUUUGUGACUGUGUUUUGACAGUCCAUGCAUAUUGCUGACCAACCAGUGUUGUGAUUUAAUAAAACGUCAUGUCAGUUUUCUUCCUUCCCUGAUGCGCCGUCCCUCUCGCCGAGGAAACGCUCUUCAUACUCCUUUUUUUUAAAUUUUAUUUUAUUUUUUUUUAAAACCAGUGUUGUGAAGGAUCUCUCAUGACAAUUACUGUCCAAGCAGGGAAAUCAACUCGGAAUGAAAAUGUUCCUCAUUUGUCUUAAUUCGCUUCUUAUUCUCUCCUUAAUUCCCUAUACGCAUUAAUUAAUCCAUUUUGCACAGCUGAAGCAUGUGCUCCUUCAUCAGACUAAUAAAAAUGUAUAAAAAGUUUUAUUGUUUUAUUUUAUAUUUUUCCAAUGGAAGCAAUGUUCCAAACUAAGGUAACGUGUAGAAUAUAUUUAAUAAGAAUCUUAUAUAGAACAUGAUGACUCUAGAUCUUGUUGAUAUACAGUAUAUUGGUGUUUAGUCUAUGAUUGUGUAUACGGUUAGCUUCUAGCCAGUUCACAGUCACUCGCUGACGAUGUGUUGUGCUUAACAGCAGCAAAAGCUCCCUAAUCAUCAACAGACUAUUUUUAUUUUCUUUCUUCUGUGCUCUUUUAUUAUUAUUUUUUUCAUUUGUUUAUAAUUUAAUGUAAUCCUUUUUUUCUUUGUGUUUUAUUUUUGCUUUAAAGAAUCGCUUUGUAACUAGGUCUUAACAAAAAAAAAAAAAAAAAGAUAUUGUUUAUAUUGAUCAGGGUUCAAAUCUGUACAGAGAUAAACGUUUUCAAACUGAUUGUAAAUAGCACUAAUGCUCCCUCUAUACCCCUCCAAACUUCAAAAUGGAAUACAUCUGUAAUCUAAAUAAAGGUUAUUGAAGUGCA
Messenger RNA from Scatophagus argus, 2695 nucleotides. RefSeq names its product ubiquitin-like 3a (gene ubl3a). The transcript is spliced from 5 exons. Gene Ontology annotation, molecular function: protein binding. NCBI's taxonomy places the organism in Eukaryota, Metazoa, Chordata, Actinopteri, Scatophagidae. Bases 557 to 910 code for a protein of 117 amino acids. The record is from RefSeq and is a predicted model, not a curated record.